Messenger RNA from Onychostoma macrolepis, 2897 nucleotides. It is a transcript of the gene sytl4, whose product is annotated as synaptotagmin-like 4. Gene Ontology annotation, biological process: intracellular protein transport; exocytosis. Gene Ontology annotation, cellular component: exocytic vesicle; plasma membrane. The record is from RefSeq and is a predicted model, not a curated record. Gene Ontology annotation, molecular function: neurexin family protein binding; small GTPase binding. Lineage: Eukaryota; Metazoa; Chordata; Actinopteri; Cypriniformes; Cyprinidae. The transcript is spliced from 18 exons. Bases 303 to 2387 code for a protein of 694 amino acids.
GCAAUACGUGCUUCAUGUCCACUGACUGACCUCCUCCUUCACCGGAGGAAACUCUGAGUCUGCGCGCAUCGUGGACGCGCACCUGUUGCGCGGUGAUCCAGCGCUGACUGAAAACUUUGCGUUUGUUCCUGUUCGACGUUUAUUUGGCAAAGCUGGAAGUCACUGAGCUCGCGGGGAGGAAAACUGUGGGAAAAUUCUGCGCUACUGCUCCUGCAGGGAGGUGUUGAAGAGCCUCUGACAUACUGACACUGACAGACACUGCAUGGAGGAACUGUGAAAGAAGCAGGGCUUGACUGCCGAGGAUGGUGCAGAACAUGGAGAUCAACGUGUCCUUCCUGACUGAGUCUGAGCAAGAAUUCAUUCUAGAAGUCCUUCGGCGAGAUGAGGAGUUGAGGCGCUUGGAGGAGCUCCGUGUGAAGAAGCUAAAAGCUGAGUUGCUGGAAAUCAGAAGAAAGGGUGCGAAACGUGGCAGUGGAAAAUACAGCGAGCGCAGCUGUGGCCGCUGUCAAGAGCCUAUGGGCCUUCUGACCAACGGUAGCCAGUGCAGAGUAUGCAAACAUCAUGUUUGCAAAAAAUGUCAAUCUGCUCGACCCAACGGAUCUUGGAUGUGCACAGUGUGUGCCAAAGAGAUAGAUCUGAAGAUGAGCACCGGAGACUGGUUCUUUGACGAUGGGGUUAACCGCUACUCUACAGCUCCUGGACACGACUUGGUCCGAGUUUCCCUCAGGAAAAGGCCUCUGAGUAAAAAGCAUGAGACAGCUGGGGAAAUGCUGUUAAACACAGCCGAGUUGAAUUCCAGCCAAACUGUACCUGUGCCAAAGCCAAGACUGAAGGACAUCGCACUAGCAAAUAAGAGCUCACCUCCUGAGGCUUAUGAGGGACUUGAUGUGCAAGAGCAACAACGUAGUGACACAGAAUCAAUAGAAAGAGCCAGUCUGGGCAGCAGCCAUGCCGAGACCGAACUGUCCCACAGUACCCCACUAAUGCAAAGAAAAGAGGAACCGACAGACAAGACUAGUUCAGCAGACCCUGAUGUGUCCAUCCUGAUGCCCCCCGCUAACAGUGACAGCCCAUCAACCACUGAGACAGCCUCAUUAGUUUAUCACAUGAAUACCUGCUCUGACUCCAUGCGUGACGUGGAUGGGCUUUUCAAGAAAAGUGUCAGAAGAGUGCACAAACUAUCAGAUAUUAAACCAGCCUCCACACUUGAUUUGCGUGAAGAUGGAACAGAAAUUGCUGCACCCUCUAUGGGAGACAGAAGCCAGUCAGUUCCUGGCCUUAAUGCUGACGAUGAUGAGGAGGAGGAAGAUAUUGAUAACUUGGUGAAUAUACACAGGCAGAAAUUCGGUGAUAGCUCAGGAAGUUUGGGAGGCUCGAGGGCCACUCUUGGUAGUACGAUGAGUGUGUACAGUGAAGCAGGGGACUAUGACCGUGUGGAAGUGAGUGGAGAUAUUUUCUUCUCUCUCAGCUACGACGAGUCCAGCCAGUGCCUGACUAUUGUGGUCCAUGAGUGUAAAGGCCUGGCUUAUGCUGAUGCAGCAAAAAAGAAGUGCAACCCAUACAUCAAGGCUUACCUCCUCCCAGACAAAAGCAAGAAGAAAACCUCAAUCAAACAUAACAACAUUAACCCCAGUUUUAAGGAAACACUGAAGUAUUCCAUCAGCCGCACCCAGCUCAUGACUCGAACACUGCAACUCUCAGUUUGGCACUACGACCGUUUUGGCCACAAUGCCUUUCUGGGUGAGGUGGAGAUACCAAUGGAUAGCCAUGAUAUUGACUCUGCACAUCAAAAGUGUAUGGCUCUUAGAGGAAAGGCAGCUGCCCAGCCAUCAUCUCCAUUUGAUCAGUACAAAGGAGAGCUGGGGAUUUCACUUAAGUAUGUCACCACCAAUAAGACACAUGCCGAGGACUCUAAUGGAAAAGGAAAAAAGACCAAACCCACAGAUGGUGCUGAGCUGCAUGUGUUGAUCAAAGAGGCCAAAAAUCUGACAGCCAUGAAAGCUGGAGGCACAUGCGAUUCCUUUGUGAAAGGGUAUCUGCUGCCAACAAAGAACAAGUCUUCCUCAAAAAAGAAGACUCCAGUAGUGAAGAAGACGAAGAAUCCAAACUACAACCACACAUUUGUGUACACCGACCUGAGUCUGGAGCAGCUGAAGGAUGUAUGUCUGGAGCUCACCGUCUGGGACAGAGAGACCCUGCAUAGCAACGACUUCUUGGGAGGAGUUCGCCUCAGCUUGGGAGGAGUGACUAUCAAGGAGGGAAAGGAAGAGUGGGUGGCAGACUCCUCAGGGGAGGAGAUCUUGCUGUGGAGGAAGAUGAUGCAGUACCCCGACUCUUGGGCAGAGGGCACUCUUCCACUGCGCUCCUCCAUGGGAAAGGGCAAGUAAGGACAUUGUGCAAUAACCCCCCAGCCCCCAAAAGACAUUAUCAGGACAGGAGGUUACACAUUCCACAACAUUUGUGUGUUGCUGUUACAGCUGUGCAGUAUGAGAACAUUAAUGCAUCACAGUAAUAUUUUAAAGACUAUUUUAGGUUAAUGCAUAUGACCGUGCAUAAAAUGCUUUUACAUUUUUAAACAUUUAAGGCAGUUCACAAAUAAUGAUUUGGAAAUGUGCAGUGUGUAUAUGUUAAUUAUAUUUAUUUCCUAUAAAUGUUGCAGCUGAAUGGAUGUUUUGAAAUGCAUAAUUUGAAUGCUGUUCUUAAAAAUGGAGACAGUAAAUAUUUUAAUUUGAAUAACACUUUGGUUUUAAACGUGCACUUGAUAAAUGGCCCAAAAAGAUUGUAUUCAAUGUAUUUUAACAUCAUAAUGCUGUUUUACUCCAUUGUAAGCGACUUCUUUUUAGGAGCUACAUGAAAAUACCAGCAUUUAAUAAAUAUUAAAUAUUUUUAAGAAUCCA